GGGCCACACGCUCGGCCGGUGUCGGCUCGCAUACGCGCUCAGUCGUGCUCCGGCCUCGCUUGCGUACAAACGUCAGGCGGGAGCCAUUCGAUAGGACAACAGCAUACGUACACAGUGUUUUCUUCUUCUGUGUCGUACAUACGUGUGCCCGUGAGAGUGCUUACAUAUACACAGACCUGUGGCAAAUAUAAUACACGUUCGUAUAUAUACGUAUAUCUAAUACGCUCAUCUCUCUUUGCCACUUCGUCCUUCGAUCAUCUCUAUCUCGUCUUCUCGCGUAAAAGUCACACAUACUUAGAAGGGACUUAAGGUGUCGCGUGCGACGAGUACACCGGGAGUAACAAUACGACAGUGCUGUAUCGAAACGUUAUCUUGUGACUGAUAUCGAUAUAUUAUAUUUGUACAUAUACUGAUAGUGCAGCGACAGCAGUGACGAAGGGACGUCGAGUCUAACGUGCUCCGAUUAACUUCGUUCCGUUAGUCAGCCGAGUGUGUGGUAAAGCUGAGAGUGCCUGCGAGAGCAGGAAGGAAGAACAAAGAAGCGACGUCCUCUGCCAGUCGGUGGAAGCAGAGCGGGGCUUGCGAAGACUGUCCCCUUCUGAAGUCUCUCUUCUCUCUGUCUCUUCACCCCUUUCUCUGUGGAUCUUCAUCUCAUCGGGUGUUCUCCUACUCUCGGAUCUGUCUCUGUCUCUUCGCUUUCUUCAUUUCUUCGCCAUCGACAUCGUGUGAACACAGCAACGAGAAGUUGGUUUCGUCUUGAGACGCUAAGAUGAGAUUGGAGGAAGACCUUGUGAUUCGUAGGAGCAGACCAACGAUGAUUUCGGCCAAGUACCGUGCGAGGGAGGAACGUCGUCGCUUGCUUAAAAUUUCAGCCGGUAAGCUAAGGAGGAUCGAGGACCCAGAGGCUAGCCUGUGCAGAUCGGUUCUCAUAAACAACGCCGUCAGGCGGCUGCAACGUGAAAACCGAGACGAAAAGACGAGGAAUUACGGGCUUCCGGUGGUCACGUAUCUAAAUGAUUCCACCAAAGAGAAUAACGUUUCCAGCAACCUUAUCGUCGGAGUAACAGACGACGAAACGUCCUCCAGGAAGAGAUUAAGCGAUGACACGCGGAACGAUGGAAUCAGCCCCAAGCGACAGAGGCACGAUGAUCUUGACCUUCAGGACGAUGUGUUCAGCGACUUUUACAUUCUGCCUCCGACUCCGCGAUUACUGUCUCAUAUAGACGAAGUCCAGGAACCCGAAUCUCCGCAUCAUCACCAUCUGGUGUACUCUGAGGACCGCCUGGGCUCUGUAGAUGUUCGAUCGACAACAACGAUCAUCAGCAGUAGCACCGCAAAUACAACCACCACCAGUAGCACCAGCACGUCCGCGAGUAGUUGCUGUAACUCCGUCAUGUUCCCUACCGAACUAGAUGACACUAGCAGUCAACUAACCAGUGUUGCUAGAUCUACCGACGUAGGCAGCAUAAUGGAAGCUUCGGACGUGGUCGACCCUGACAGGAUCUGCGAUUUUGCAAGGUUCGCAGACUCCGCCAAGAGUCUAGAAGAACGUUUAGUCGAGUUACAGUCGCUGGACGAACAUUUUGACCUGGCGAAAUUCGAGAGGAACAACAAUCAGAGUUGUGGCAGAGCGUUCCACGAUAUCCAGACCUUCCACAGUUUGGUACCUGGACUGGAAACCUAGAAGGGAGCCUCGUGCCUCGAGCACCCUCCUCUCGUCGUGUCUGGCUCGACAGAAAAAGAUGACCACGAACACGAUAACGACGAUGAUGCGGGUAGACGGCUUCGCGGCACAUACGAGGAACCACGGCGAGGAUGAACCUGAUAUCUGGGGGGGUGAACAUUCUGUCUAGAAUAUGGUGCCCUCUAUGGGGCUUUGACUUGAUGGCACGAGCAUCGUCGACACGGCUGGACGACCUAUCAGAGGGUCUCUGUUUGAUAUUUGGGAAAGCACAAAGGACGAACUUUUGGUACCGAACAGUACCAGUAAGAGAAAGAUAUAUGUAGGCUUCCGUAAGGCUUAUUUUCAUCGUCCUUGAAUUUUUUUGGUCGUUCAGCAGCCGUCAACGAUUUAAGACUGCGUGGGGGAUAAGUAAAGUACUUUUCGUGGAUAAAAUGCGUUUUCAGCAGUUCUGGGUCGAUGGAAGUCUGGCUUCGAUUGAGUGUUGUCGAUGUGUACGUCACCAAUAGUUGAUAUAAACGUUGUUGGUUGUACGUGCAUCGGUACCAAAAUAUUCUGAAACACGCAUUACAUAUAUAAUUUGUAUAUAUUCGAGUACGUUUCUAAGAGCACGUUAACGAUUAUAUUAUUAUAACGAAUUUAUAGUGGAGAUAUUUCCGGAGAAAGUGAAUAAGCGCCGACACACAGGAGAAAAAAUGCCGCAAAUGAGACGCGUGCGUCUGUUGUGUAUAAAUGCCUUUAGAGUAGUUGUAAAUCGAUGUAAACGUGAAGCGCGCCCGAUAUCGAAUGAAUUUCACUAUCGCGCGAUUAUGCCACAAUGGGCCUUCGAUUUUUGUUAACAAUAUUUUAUCGUUCCUUUCUCUUUCCUUAAUUUUUUUUUUCGUGGUUCCCCUUGUGAUUCUACAGACAAUGAAAAAUGAAUUUUAGAACAUCGACAGAUUACCAUUAUCCAAUGUGUGAUUUUUUUUGUAAAUCACAAACAGAUAAUGUGUCGUCGGAUGGCGAAAAAUCGUUGGUUGUAAAAAAUAUAUUUCUUUGCUAAACUAUUAAACUAUUUUAUUCCUUUUUUGCGUUUUUUUUUUUCUUUUUUUGCGAUAUUCUUGUUCGGAGUGAUAAUCGUUGAACGUUUGUGUUUCUCGCGUGGCAUUUUCUUUUGUUAACACUUUUUUUCCUUCUUAUUCCUAAUGAUGAAACUCAUUAGUUAGUAUCAAUUUGUAUAACGACGAAUUUUGUUACGUCGAAAUACGCAACCGUACGAUUUAUAUACACGCUGUAUGCAUACUGUUUAUAAUCAUUGUUUUUAAAAAGGUAUGUAAUAAGUUCGGAUUUGUAAGACGUACGUUAGCAUGGAUUUUGCGGACACUGUGCAGUGCAAUAGUUUGUCCCUUCUUUCUUCUCACAGAAGAAUACCGGAACAUGUCGCAAAUCGUUUUCGAACAUCGAAUAUAUUAUUACUACACAGAUACGUGAAUACUCGAGAUCGAUCUGCGACACUUGACCACCUCUGCGUUGAUUAAUUCGUAACAGUGCCGCCAUGAUUCUUCUAUAAACUCAUAAUCAGUGCAGUCUAGGUGAAUUCCUUGACUAUGCCAUUUUUAAGCUGAUUUGGAAAUAUGCCGUCUUAAUCUGUUUCUGUCCCCAUUCACAAAAGUGCUAAAAAGGAAUUGGACGAUCAAUGUCACGCGUGCAAUCAUUUUUUCUACAUUUUAUUUAAACUGACCACUUUUAUACGUUUUGCACAUAUUAUAAAUUUAACGAAUCAUACACAGGAAUACCCCCUGAUCUUUUUUGUACAGGAUAAUAACAGAUGCAUUUGAAUCCUCUGAGCGUCGCGGUGUUGCGUUACGAUUCGUGCCGUAACCUGUGAGGGUAGCCGCGAAACUACAUAUUACGUAAUCGAUGAUUGAAUCAUUGUACAUAUAAACAUUUGUACCGUUCUGUAAACCCGGUAAGAGGAAAUAGAAACAAUGACGAAAGCGUGAAAAGCGAUGCAAAGAGAAAUCCAAUCUUCCUUUCGAACGUCUAAACCGCCUUUCGAGGGAAAUUUCUCGACGCGAGUCGUAUUAUCGCGUCGAAGGACCGUCUCGAUUCGUGGUUUGACGCGUUCACACUGUAAAUAGUCACAUUAGCACCCUUAAAAUAACUAUGUAUAAAAUUUCAUACGUUGUUUAGGUUUUUAGUACUAGUUAUUCAAGAUCAGUUACCAAUUAUAUGAACAAAUUGCAAAUAAACUGCAGAAAUAUAA
Molecule: messenger RNA, 3926 nt
Organism: Bombus pyrosoma
Lineage: Eukaryota; Metazoa; Arthropoda; Insecta; Hymenoptera; Apidae
Exons: 3
Coding region: 770-1684 (304 amino acids)
Cellular component (GO): nucleus
Molecular function (GO): transcription regulator activity
Source: RefSeq, a predicted model, not a curated record